ACGUCACGAUCAUGAUGAGAAUUAAUGAUCGGGAGGGCGCUGAUUUCAUUGUGUGACGCCGGGACCGAGCCAGCCGAAACCGGCUGAAUCCGGCGCCCUGGGGCCCCCCGGACCAGCCCCUCCCGCCCCGCAGAGCACGAUGAAUCUGCGUUCUGUAUUUACUGCAGAACAACAAAGGAUAUUGCAGCGUUAUUAUGAAAAUGGAAUGACAAAUCAGAGUAAAAAUUGCUUUCAGCUCAUAUUACAGUGUGCACAAGAAACUAAGCUGGACUUCAGUGUAGUCAGGACCUGGGUUGGCAACAAACGAAGGAAGAUGAGCAGCAAGAAUGUUGUGGACUCUGGAGGAACUCCAUCGGGGACUGUUGCCAGCACACUGACGAUGCCUCCAGAAGUGGCAGUCCGAAACGUGGUGAGCAUUGCUCGCUCCCAGAGCCAACAGUCGUCUUGGACAUCCUCCAACAACGAUGUCAUAGUAACUGGUAUAUACAAUCCAGCCACUUCAGCCGGCAGACUGAUGUCUACGAAGCAGACCAACGCACUGAUGAAUGAUAUGCAUAAAAACUCCCUUCCAAGACCUCCUAGCAAAAGCGACCCCGAAUUUCAGCGGCAGCACAUUGCAGUCGCACGGCAAUCCCCCCACUGUAAAAACGCUUCACUGUUCUUGGGAGAAAAAACAAUAAUCCUAUCGAGACAAACGAGUGUGUUGAAUUCCGCGAACUCCAUUUAUAAUCACACUAAGAAAAGCUACGGUGGUUCUUCAGUUCAGACUGCAGAGUUGGUUUUACCUCAGAAGCCUGUGUUGUGCCACAGACCAUGCCGAGUGGAGCAGAUGGGGUGCCAAAGGUUGCAGAAACCAGAGCAUCCAAUCCUUGCCUCUCGCAUGCCAUCUGGGCAAAGGGCUAACAUUAGAGAUCCUUCCUGCAGCACACACAACUUGGAAAUCCGAGAGGUGUUUUCCUUGGCCGUUACAGAUCAGCCUCAGAGAAUCCUGGGAGGAAACAGACAGAAGUCAUUGCCCAAUUCAGGAGAAAGCAAUUGUUUGUCAAUUGCCAUGGAAACUGGGGAUGUGGACGAUGAAUACGCUAGAGAAGAAGAGUUGGCAUCGAUGGGUGCACAGAUACAGAAUUACUCCAGGCUAAGUGGUACAUCCCUCAGAGUCGAGAAUCCAGGCGCAGGUCUGUCUGGGUCAGGCAGAAGUGUCAGCUGCAGUUCACACAUGGUGAAUGCCAGGGACUUGCAUGACAAUAUCCUAUAUCAUAAUAGAGACUAUCGCUUGCCUCCACGGACCUCCUUACAUACAACGUCCAGCACACUGUAUAGCAGUUCUUACCCCUCAAGAAGUAACCUUUCUUCUCAUUUUGCAGCAUCCAAUCAACUAAGGUUAUCUCAAAACCAAAAUAAUUACCAGAUUUCAGGAAACCUCACUGUGCCUUGGAUUACGGGGUGUUCCCGAAAAAGAGCACUGCAGGACCGUACACAAUUCAGUGACCGGGAUUUAGCUACCCUUAAGAAAUACUGGGACAAGGGCAUGACCAGCCUUGGCUCAGUUUGCAGAGAGAAAAUUGAAGCGGUUGCUGUGGAGUUAAAUGUUGACUGUGAAAUAGUGCGGACUUGGAUUGGGAAUCGGAGACGAAAAUAUCGUCUGAUGGGAAUUGAAGUCCCUCCUCCUCGAGGUGGCCCUGCAGAUUUUUCCAAUCAAUCUGAUUCCAGCAGUAAGUCAAUAUCCAUUCCAGGAGAUGAUGCCUCAACUGAUGUGGGAGAUGAUAAUGACAGGAAUGAUGAAGUAUCAAUCUGCUUAUCAGAAGGAAGCUCACAAGAAGAACAUAGUGAGGUUCUUCAGAAUGAAGACAUUGGGCACAAAGAAAGGGGCCAGACUACUGUAUCUGCCGAUAAUAUGAAGAUAGAAAUCAUAGAUGAUGAAGAAAGUGAUAUGAUAAGUAAUUCUGAAGUGGAUCAAAUGAGUUCUCUUCUGGACUAUAAAAAUGAGGAAGUAAGAUUCAUUGAAAAUGAACUGGAGCAUCAAAAACAGAAAUAUUUUGAACUGCAGGCUUUCACUCGGAGUUUGAUACUUGCUAUUAAAACGGAUGAUAAAGAACAGCAACAGGCACUUCUAGCAGAUUUACCUCCAGAGUUAGAAGAGAUGGACUUCAAUCAUGCAUCUCCAGAACCUGAUGAUACCUCAUUCAGCUUGUCUUCUUCAUCAGAGAAAAAUGCCUUGGACAGUUUCUGAUCUUUUGACGACUCCCAACACAACAUAGUUUGCCUAAUAUGUAUGUUUUGAAUUAAUUUGUUAGCCAGUACCCUUAAAAUAUGUAGGGAAAAGAUUGGGAAGAGAGACUUCUGUAGCAGGUGCGACUGAUGGUAGCUACAAAUUCUGGAUUUUAUUUUCUGACAAAUGUGAAAGUUACUUGACUAAAAUAAGUUAUGCUUCUAGCAGAUCUGCCUUGAUGAUGGUACCUUUCUACUAACAAGCAUUCAGUAACAAAACUCCUGACCUAAGCAGGACACCAAGAAUUGUAGCCAGUCAUGAUAAUAAUUUAACAAUAUCUUCCUAUUCUAGCCCACCUGUUCAUUCUGAUAUUUUGCCUUCUUUUAUUCUUACCCCUUUUCUCAGGUAGGUGGACUGAACACUGGGAAUUAUGGGCUUCAAGAGAUCAUUAGGUAAAAUUGAGCUUUCAUGAAAAAGAUGAUCAUUCAAACCAGGGAUCGUGCUAAAGAAGUGCUUCUUUUUUCCUAUACAUAACAACAAAUCAUGGUGUCUUUGCUCUUCUUCAGCCUUCCCCAAUGCCUGGAAAAUCAUUGGAAACGUAAACCUAUCUUUCCUAAUUACCUCCAGUGAAGUAUUUUGUGUGCAACAGCAGGUGUAAAUCCUGAAUAAUCAGCUCCUAACAGAAAUGCUCAGUUGUACAGAAAAGCAACAAUCUUGAGUACAUCAGGGACUUAAUGCAUUGUCUCCCCUCAGUAUACCAUGGGAAUAUGUGGCAUUAACAUUGGAAGAAAGGUCACAUAUAUGUGUGUGCUUAGAUCUGAAGGCUGCAUGGACUCACGUGGCUUAUUUUGAAGCCAUUACUCCAUGACCAAGGCCUGUUACAGACUGCCAAAAUAAAGCUGCUUCGGGUCUCUUUGGAGGUAUGCUAUUUAAA
Messenger RNA from Sceloporus undulatus (fence lizard), 3143 nucleotides. It is a transcript of the gene HDX, whose product is annotated as highly divergent homeobox. The coding region runs from base 140 to 2230 and encodes 696 amino acids. The transcript is spliced from 10 exons. NCBI's taxonomy places the organism in Eukaryota, Metazoa, Chordata, Lepidosauria, Squamata, Phrynosomatidae. Gene Ontology annotation, biological process: regulation of transcription by RNA polymerase II. The record is from RefSeq and is a predicted model, not a curated record. Gene Ontology annotation, molecular function: DNA-binding transcription factor activity, RNA polymerase II-specific; RNA polymerase II cis-regulatory region sequence-specific DNA binding.